Messenger RNA from Anopheles stephensi (Asian malaria mosquito), 1352 nucleotides. RefSeq lists its product as uncharacterized. The transcript has a single exon. NCBI's taxonomy places the organism in Eukaryota, Metazoa, Arthropoda, Insecta, Diptera, Culicidae. Bases 76 to 834 code for a protein of 252 amino acids. The record is from RefSeq and is a predicted model, not a curated record. Gene Ontology annotation, molecular function: N-acetyltransferase activity.
GUCAGUAACCAGCUGUUGGGUUAAGAAUUGGGAUUGUUCCUUGGACUUCCUCUCCUGUGAAAUGAUACACCGUUGAUGGUGACGCUCUCUGGGCGAAAUCGAGAAACUUGGACCAAAGUUGAUAUUCUCUCCACCAGUUCGUGUUCCUCAAGUGUACGUCAAAUGAACGGAUGUUUUCCCAAGAUUCUGUACCGCAUUGCGGUACCGAGCGAGUGUGAUCGUAUCCGGGAAGCGCUGCUGUCCUUCUACUUCCCGGAGGAACUUCUUACGCGAUCCUACCUGGACGAGACGCAAACCACCAUCGGACCGGCCGAGGAACACAUCCAGUUUGCGUUGUCUUUCGUGCAUCAGGGAAUGGUCGCGUUGGCGAUCGAGGAAGAUCACGGUACGAUCGUUGGCGUUACGAUUGCGCGCUGCGUAAAACCAACCACUGCGGACGAGUUGCUGGCGUUGGUGCCUGCCACAGGAACGAACGGCCGGUGGACCGAAAUGGUGCGCCUGUUUGCUCACCUCGAACAGAUGGGAGAUGUUUGUGGGAGGUUCCGAUCGCGCCGUUCGUACCAUGUGUUUGUGUUGGCAGUUGAGCCCCACUUUCGACGGCGGGCGAUCGGUCAGAAGCUGAUGGAGUUUCAGUUGGCACGUGGGAAAUCGUUGCGGUUUCGGGUGGUGAGUGCCGAUUUUACGUGUGAAGUAGCGGCACGGAUCGGGGAGCGGAUGGACAUGCGGUGUGUGAGUGCGAUCUCGUUGAACCAAUAUCGGAACCAGGCCGGCGAGCAGAGGUUUGUGGCGUCGGGUCAGAAUCAUAUCGUAAGCACGUAUGCGCGUUAUGUUUGAGGAGUGAACAUCUGAUUUUUAUACCAGUUCCUGUGAAUAAUUUUUUAUUUAUGUGUUUGCUGGAAUCGUCAUGAAGAAUAAUAAAAAGGAAAUAAAAAAUUGCUGACAUAAAACCGAUUUCAAAUUAGUAAAAUUUACUGAGUUAGGAAAAAAGUGGAAGCAAACGAUUGACAAAAAACAUAUAAAUCAUUCACCGGAAUGCUUGUACCGCCCUAAUUGAAAUGUUUUUCUUGCACUCCAUGUUUCUGGGGAGCUGUUUACUGUAACCCGUUUGCCAUUAUUCAUUAUGUCGCUUGCGAACCGAGAGACGAGCUGGGGCUUAAGAAUUGAUAAUUCUAGGGGCGAACAAAAAACAGAAAACGAAAACUGUCCACGGCCCUACUUACUGACCAAUAUCAGGCCCGAAGGGCAAAACUUUGAGUGAGUACCUCGGCAGAAUGGUUUGCGAUUGUAAUUAAUGAAUUUGUUUUCGUUUGCGGCACUUUUCCGUGCCAGCAUGUUCUCGGGCAAGAAGGAAA